AUGAUGAUGGUAGAUCUGAAAGUGGCUGAGUACCUGCAUCCUCAGAUCAAGGCUCUGUGGGAGACCAAGGGACCUGUGACAGAGAUCUCUCAGGGUAAAAAAUAUACUGCACAAAUGGACAGUUCCAGUCCUGAGACCUUUCGCCAACACUUCCGGAAUUUCCACUAUCAUGAAGCAGCUGGACCCCGGGUGGCUGUUGGCCAACUUCAGGAAUUAUGCCGUCAAUGGCUGAGACCAGACAUACACUCAAAAGAAGAGAUCUUGGAUCUGCUGGUGCUAGAACAGUUCCUGACCAUUCUGCCCAAGGAUACUCAGACCCAGAUAAAAAAGCACCACCUACAGAGCAUUGAAGAGGCUGUGGUCUUGGUAGACCACUUGCAGAGUGAAUCUGGUCAAACAAAGAAUGGGGUUGCAGUCCAUGUGCUGGGAAAGGAGGCAGUGCUCUUGGGAGAAACAGCAGAGAACUCAGGCUUCAAACUGAAGCCAGCAGAGUCCCAGCCAGUGGGCAGGUCCCAGGAUGAAGAAUUUUGGAAUGAACAACAGCUGAGCAAGAAUACUCAUAAAGAAACUGAGCCUAUGUGUGAGAGGGCCGUGCCUACUCACCAGAUCCUAGACUUUCCUGAGCAGACAAACACCAAAGACUGGACAGUGGCACCUGAGCUCAUCUUACCUGAGUCCCAGAGCUUAUUGACAUUUGAAGAAGUGGCCGUGUAUUUUUCCCAGGAAGAAUGGGGAUUACUGGAUAUCAGUCAGAAGACUCUCUACAAUGAUGUAAUGCAGGAAAACUAUGAAACUGUCAUCUCUCUAGUUGUGCCUACUCACCAGAUCUUAGACUUUCCUGAGCAGACAAACACCAAAGACUGGACAGUGGCACCCGAGUUCAUCUUGUCUGAGUCCCAGAGCUUGUUGACAUUUGAAGAAGUGGCCGUGUCUUUCUCCCCGGAAGAAUGGGAGUUACUGGAUCCCAGUCAGAAGGCCCUCUACAAUGAUGUAAUGCAGGAAAACUAUGAGACUGUCAUCUCUCUAGGGUUAAGCCUCAAAAAUAACAUUGAAAAUCAUCAAUCUAUAUGCCUUUCUGACUUAGAAAUGCCAACACCAGAUGACAUAGUUUCAAAAAUGGACAGAGUGAAAGUUCUCCAGAAAACAACAGUCAAAGAGAAUCAUGGUGAUAUGCACAAGGUGGGGAAAUGUCACCAAGACUUUUCAGUGAAGGAAAGAGAGAAACUUUCAACAUGGAGACAAGAGCUACUGAAACUUAUAGAUCGUCACAAGAAAGAACGUGCAGCAGAGAAGUCUUUUAAAUGUCAGGAAUGCAGGAAAAGCUUUAGAGUUAGCUCUGACCUUAUUAAACACCAAAGAAUUCAUACUGAAGAGAAACCGUAUAAAUGCCCACAGUGUGAUAAGAGAUUUAGGAGGAGUUCAGAUCUUAAUAAGCACUUCAAAUCACACCAAGGGAUAAAACCAUAUAAAUGCUCAUGGUGUGGGAAGAGCUUUGGUCAAACUUCAAGUCUACACACACACCAAAGAACUCACACCGGAGAAAAGCCCUUUAUGUGCCAUGAAUGUGGGAAAAAAUUCAUUCAGAAAUCCCACCUUAUUAAACACCAGAGAACCCACCUAUAG
Pipistrellus nathusii (Nathusius's pipistrelle) is the source of this 1623-nucleotide messenger RNA. NCBI's taxonomy places the organism in Eukaryota, Metazoa, Chordata, Mammalia, Chiroptera, Vespertilionidae. The record is from the annotation of a GenBank genome assembly.